AUGGACGCAGCAUCGACGAUGGAGCUGCCUGAUGCCUUUUUAAGCAUUUUGUUCGAGAUACUGCAAGGUAACGCUUACUCGAGCAUAAUUCAAUGGUCGGCCGAUGGCAGCAAAUUCAUAAUCUGGAAUCCGGACCAGUUCACAAAGGUUAUCCUGGAGAGAUUUUUCAGCAUUGCCAGCUUUGCAGCGUUCGCCAAGCAAUUGAGCAAGUAUAAAUUUCAGAAAACUAAGCGGCCACGCUGCGUGGAGUUUUCCCACGUUCAUUUUCAACGAGACAACGUGGCUAGUCUAUUGCUAGUUAAGGCAGGUAAGUCUGCCAGCACCGUCAAUAAACCAGAUAAGCAAUGUGGUUUCCACUGGGACUCUUUCAAAGCGAACUCCAUUUUAAGCAAGGCCAUCGGCAAACCUUCCUUCGAGAAAUUGAUAAAAAAUGUCGACGGACUGCAGAACAAUCUUGAUGAACUUAACGCGACAAACGCAGAAAGCUUGCAAAUCAUAAAAGAGAUUAACGCUAGCUUACAGACAAUUUCGUACCACCAGUUUCAUGCCUACCAAACGGCCAAUUUUCUGCAAGCGAACUUCGAAGCCGUUAGGAAAGUCGUUUGUCCCGAUUCAUACCUACAACACCAGCAAUUCCAACCACAGUAUCCCAAACGUCACUCGUUGUUGCUAUUGAAAACGGAUGCAUCCGAAUUGUCAGGAAUACCUUUUAUGCGCUUCGCCACCGCGCUCGAACUUAUGAACUGUUCUUUGGACACGGCUGCUCAAUGGCAUCCCCAGUUGCGCCUUGACACAUACGACCUGAUUUUUGUCACUGUAUCUCCCAACAUGCAACAAGAACAUCUCAUUUACUUCAAGAGACUGAGGAGCGCACUCCCAAGUUUCCCCAUAAUAGGCAUUAUGAACAGUCUCACCUCUCCUCAAGAUACUGGUGUCGUUCCCUCCGAUUAUUCUAACUAUUAUUUCCACCAUUUGUUGCCGUCGGCGUUCACUGACAUUUUAAUGAGCCCCUUCACACAAUCUCAACUCGUAACGCUUCUAUCCAGACAUCUUCGAACGUGA
Saccharomyces mikatae IFO 1815 is the source of this 1062-nucleotide messenger RNA. It is a transcript of the gene HMS2, whose product is annotated as Hms2p. Gene Ontology annotation, biological process: regulation of DNA-templated transcription. NCBI's taxonomy places the organism in Eukaryota, Fungi, Ascomycota, Saccharomycetes, Saccharomycetales, Saccharomycetaceae. The transcript has a single exon. The coding region runs from base 1 to 1062 and encodes 353 amino acids. The record is from RefSeq and is a predicted model, not a curated record. Gene Ontology annotation, molecular function: sequence-specific DNA binding; DNA-binding transcription factor activity.